Molecule: messenger RNA, 1752 nt
Organism: Camellia sinensis
Lineage: Eukaryota; Viridiplantae; Streptophyta; Magnoliopsida; Ericales; Theaceae
Source: RefSeq, a predicted model, not a curated record
GUACUCUUCUUCAUCUAUGGACCAGAACCACUAUUAUGCAUAUCAUUAAUGCAAUCUCCACCUCCCAGCCACUGUCAUGGAGAAGAAUACCGCCACAGCCAUUGUCACCGCCAACAUUGCUUCAAUUGUCAGUGGAAUAGUUGCACUUCUCCUUGCUUCCACCCUUGUUCAAGGAAUGGCGGGAACCAUUGGAGUAAACUACGGCACGGUGGCGAACAACCUCCCGCCGCCGUCACAAGUAGCCCGUUUCCUCCUCGAAUCCACCAUCAUCGACCGUGUUCGACUCUUCGAUUCCGACCCACAAACCCUCCAAGGCUUUGCUCACACCGGAAUAGCCAUCACAGUCACAAUUCCCAACGAUCAAAUCCCACUCCUCACCAACCUCACUUUUGCCCAACAAUGGCUCAACACCACCAUCAACCCCCACAUCCCCUCCACCAACGUAGUCCGAAUUUUAGUCGGCAAUGAAGUCCUCGCCACUGCCAACAAACUCCUCAUCUCAAGCCUCGUCCCAGCAAUGCAAACCCUUUACAAAGCCUUGGUUUCAGAGUCUCUAAACCACCAAAUCUCAGUCUCAACCCCUCACUCUCUUGGCAUUCUCGCCGCCUCUACGCCGCCGUCCGCCGGAAAAUUCCGGCAAGGCUACGAUACCCAUAUCCUAAAACCACUCCUUAGCUUCCUCAGAUCCACCAAUUCGCCAUUCAUGAUCAAUCCAUACCCCUUUUUUGGCUGCUCUGCUGAAACUCUCGAUUAUGCUCUGUUUCGGCCCAAUCCAGGGGUGUUCGAUGAAAUGUCUAAACGAACUUACACCAACAUGUUGGAUGGGCAAUUGGAUGCUGUGUUCUCGGCAAUGAAACUGCUUGGUUUCGACGACGUUGAGAUCGUUAUCGCGGAAACUGGGUGGCCAUCAGUGGGUGAUUUGGGGCAAGUUGGAGUUGAUGCUGAGAGUGCAGCUGAGUUCAAUGGGAAGCUUAUGCAACAUGUCAUGUCUGGUGUUGGGACUCCUCUUAUGCCUAAUAGGACAUUUGAGACUUACAUUUUUGCACUGUUUAAUGAAGAUUUGAAACCCGGACCAACAUGUGAGAGGCAUUUUGGGCUGUUUGAGCCGGACAUGAAGCCGGUUUACAAUAUUGGGAUACUGAAGCACACGGCAGAAUCGACCUUCCCAUCCUACCCAACCCCCGUGUCGACACCACCAGCAGCACCUGCAAUGAGUCCACUUCCAGCUGGAGGAGGAGCUAAGGGAAAACAGUGGUGUCUUCCCAAACCAGAAGCCGAUGAUGAUGCUUUGCAGAGGAAUAUCGAUUAUGUAUGUGGGUUGGAUUCGGAGUACUGUGGAGCCAUACAAGAAGGCGGUGUCUGCUUCAAUCCUAACACCGUUCGAGCGCACGCAUCGUAUGCCAUGAACUCGUAUUACCAAGCACUGGGUCGGAAUGGAUAUGACUGCAAUUUCGCAGAAACUGGGAUUAUCACUAAUGUCAAUCCAAGCUAUGGACGAUGCAAAUAUUGAUGUACAUAUUAGAACGAAGAGGAUUAUAAUCCAGAAGGAGGCCAAGAAUAAAGUAGUUCUUUAAAUAAUUUUUUUCUUUUUUCUUUUUAUUGUAGAAUAAAGUAAGUUGUAAUUAAUAUUUACUGGCGGGUAGCACACGCGAUACGUGUGCAAUUCAGAUAAUAAAAAUAAAUAAUAGAAAAAUUAGUAUCAUAAUAAAUAUGUUAUUUAAGUGAUAAGUGUGUUCUUAAUGAAAUCCAAGG